Molecule: messenger RNA, 1117 nt
Organism: Daphnia pulex (common water flea)
Lineage: Eukaryota; Metazoa; Arthropoda; Branchiopoda; Diplostraca; Daphniidae
Product: immunoglobulin domain-containing protein oig-4-like
Exons: 5
Coding region: 57-680 (207 amino acids)
Source: RefSeq, a predicted model, not a curated record
CAGUCAGUUAAGAAGUGCCUGUCCUACUAGUGCCAGCCAAAUUCUAGCUGAAUCAAAUGAAGUCGCUCUCGCUUAGAUAUGGUUUAAUUCUUUUCCUAUUAAUCAUAGAUAGUCUAGAUUCAGCAGCGGUUCCUAAAGGUGGUGCCGGAUCUGGAGGUCGCGGAGUCAAAGUUUCUGUUAAAGGAAUGCGCCACAAAGCGGGCGGGAGAAAGGCAGGAGAACGUCGUCCCGUAUUAAGUAGCGCUGGCAUUCGAGCGGGAGCAAAUACGGUCGUUCAAGAGUCUCCGACGCUGACAGCAGUCGGGGUCGGAGUACACCCGUUGGGUAACAGAAAAACAGAAGAAUCGGAAUCUUACUACAACAAUCCAAAUGGAGCCAAAGUGAUAGACGCGUCUCACUUCGAAUCGGAAUACAUUCUCGGUCGGAAGUUGGCAUUUUACUGUAAGGCACAAGGCGUUCCACGCCCGCACAUAACCUGGCUUAAGGACGGUAUCGAACUGUACGCCCAUCCAUUCUUUCAAGUGCAUGAAUACAAAGUUGGCAAAGAUUUGAUCAAGUCCAAGAUGGAAAUCGAUCCAGCAACGCAAAAGGAUUCUGGUUUCUACGAAUGCCAGGCGGACAAUAAGUACGCCAUUGACAAGAGAGGAUUCCGUACCGAUUACACGUUAGACGUUUACUAAAAAUCGGCUUCUUCGGAUGUUAAAUUAAAGCUUGGAAAUAUGAAACGUUGAAAGUAAGAUUCAGUCCCAUCUCACUUUUCGAUAAAAAUUGCCUUUUCACCGUUUGUUCAAUCAUCUUCCGUUUUAUAGUUAGUACACUCUGGAGACCUAUAUUGUCUCGCGGCGGUAUAAAGGCCACUGCCCACUUGCCACUUUCGUCUUCGUAAAUUUUUAAAAGAUCAAACUUUGCCAACUGUUAUAGCACUUUUGGGGAUUCAUCGGCUAUUCAAGUCACGCAGACUAUAUUCUACACGAACGCCGUCCCAAACGAUUGUAUCUACUUAUGUUUUGUUUGGUUCUUCUUGAACGAGAUAUAAAUGUACUCGCCACAUCUUAAUGUCUUUUGUUACUUGUGUUUGAGCAAUCUAUCGCAGUUUAAAUAAAUACGAAGAAUGUUA